AUGGCCGACUCAUCCACCGCUCCGGGCUCGACCCUGCCUCCGCCGCCGACGACGGGCGCCGCGCCGGGCCAGGCGAACUACGAGAAUGGCUCGCAGAGUCAUAUGCCGCCGCCGCUCAACAUCCCGCAGAACAACAGCAAUAUCGGCGCGGGUGCGGAUUUCAUGUCGCCGAACAGUGCGAUUCGACGUAUGGCGCCGGAGCCUAACAAGAGGGCGUUGUAUGUCGGUGGGCUGGAUCCAAGGGUGACGGAGGAGGUGUUGAAGCAGAUAUUUGAGACGACGGGCCACGUGCAGAAUGUGAAGAUUAUUCCGGACAAGAAUCUUGAUAAAUACAAGACUGAAGCUUUCCACCUCCCUUUCUAUACACACAACACGACGAUCAACAUGGCACUAACUAUGGAGUUGCCACAGUUCCAAUCCAAGGGCUACAACUACGGCUUCGUGGAGUACGACGACCCGGCGAGCGCAGAGCGUGCUCUCCAGACGCUGAAUGGUAGGAGGGUCCACCAGCAGGAGAUUCGUGUGAAUUGGGCCUAUCAGUCCAGCAACACUUCCAAGGAGGACACUUCCAAUCAUUUCCACAUCUUCGUCGGCGAUCUCUCCAACGAGGUCAACGAUGAAGUGCUCAUGCAGGCGUUUUCAGCCUUCGGCACGGUUUCGGAGGCACGUGUCAUGUGGGACAUGAAGACGGGACGUUCUCGCGGGUAUGGUUUCGUUGCUUACCGUGACCGCACCGAAGCGGAGAAGGCGCUCAGUUCGAUGGACGGCGAGUGGCUCGGAUCACGUGCCAUUCGUUGCAACUGGGCCAACCAGAAGGGCCAGCCUUCUUUCACGCAGCAGCAGGCGAUGGCGCAGAUGGGCAUGACUCCGACCACGCCUUACGGCCACCACAGCUUCCCGACUCAAGGUGCUCAAUCCUACGAGAUGGUUGUCCAGCAGACCCCGCAGUGGCAGACAACCUGCUACGUCGGCAACCUCACGCCAUACACCACCCAGAACGAUCUCGUGCCGCUCUUCCAGAACUUCGGCUACGUCACCGAGACUCGCUUCCAGGCCGACCGUGGCUUCGCGUUCGUGAAGAUGGACACGCACGAGAACGCCGCGAGCGCCAUCUGCCAGCUCAACGGGUACCAGGUUAACGGCCGUCCGCUCAAGUGCAGCUGGGGCAAGGACCGUCCUCCGACUGGCCAGUUCGACGGCUACUCUCCUGCUGGUGCGCCACCGCAGAGCGCGUAUCCGGCGACUCCGCAGGCGUUCUUCCCGCAGUAUGGUCAGCCGCAUGCUAUGUCUCCUCAGGUCGCCACUCCAGCCGGUCAAUUCCAGCACCCCACCGCCGGCAGCUUCCAGCCACCCAACAUGACUCCGCAAGGCAUGCACCCGCCGCCAGGGGCCUGGGGCCAGCCUCAGAUGACUCCCCAGAGCGCGGGUGGUUUCCAGCCGGGCCAAGGUGCUUUCAUGGGUCAGCCGCAGCCUCCUGCUGGCUUCGGUCGCGGCUACGGUGGCUACUAG
Saxophila tyrrhenica is the source of this 1509-nucleotide messenger RNA. RefSeq names its product E3 ubiquitin-protein ligase pub1 (gene PUB1). Lineage: Eukaryota; Fungi; Ascomycota; Dothideomycetes; Mycosphaerellales; Extremaceae. The transcript is spliced from 3 exons. Gene Ontology annotation, molecular function: RNA binding. The coding region runs from base 1 to 1509 and encodes 502 amino acids. The record is from RefSeq and is a predicted model, not a curated record.